ACAGGUCUGGAGCAUACCUUACCUGUGGACGGUAGCCGGGAGACUUGACUCCGUCACCGCUAACUAGCCGUGUGUCCCCCUCAGGUGUCUGAGGUUUUGUUUUCUCUUGGAUCCCAGAAUUCCUGGAGUUGUUGUGUUGUUGACCACUGGUCAAAUGGUGUUCACAACAGACACAGGGAACCACAAGCCUGAGCUAGACAACAAUGGCGACCCCGUCACACUCAAAGUUGUGCCCUUCGACACGUCCAUCCAUAUGGGCAAAGAGGUUGUCGCCAACGGGAUCAACGGGUCAGCCAAGUGCGCCCCACCCCAGGAAAAAUUUGAAAUAGACUACGAGUUUGGCGAACCUCUCAGUAGACCCCCAGUGCCAAUCAAAGAGCAGGCUGUUGAUUGCCUCAAGAGCUGCUUCUCAUUUGAAACCGUCAAAAGUCGGCUGCCCAUCAUAAAAUGGUUACCCAAAUACAACUUAUUUAGCUUACAAUGUGACGUCAUCGCUGGCAUGACCGUUGGCCUCACCGUUAUCCCACAGAGUCUGGCCUACGCUGGAAUAGCAGGAUUACCUCCACAUUACGGCCUGUACUCCGCCUUCAUCUGUACAUUCGUCUACUGCAUCUUGGGAUCAUCCAAAGACAUCACCCUCGGGCCCAGCGCCAUCGCCUCCCUCAUCACCGCAUCGUUUGCCACCUCCAUCUCCCCCACCCUGCCUAACGGUGAGAAGGACGCCACCAUGCCCAUAUUUUUAGCCCUCACGACGGGGGUCAUCUUUUGUCUCAUGGGCUUUUUCAAACUUGGUAUCAUUGUCAGCUACAUUUCCUACCCGGUGAUCAACGCCUUCUCAUCAGCUGCUGCUAUUACUAUUGCCGUCAGCCAAAUUAAGACAUUGCUAGGUUUGAAAGGUAUCCCUAACGACUUCAUAGAGAGCUUAAUUGACAUCUGCAGGAAACUACACACUACCAAUGUCUGGGACCUGACCAUGGGGAUGACCUGUAUCGUUGUGGUCAUCUUGCUGAAGAAGCUGAGAGAGAUCAAGUGGAAAGACGACCCCGACACGCCCCCAUCCACUGGGGCCUUGAUCUUGAGGAAAUGUAUCUUUAUCUGCGGAGCUAGCUCGACGGCCAUUGUUGUCAUUCUGGCAUCAGCCGUGCUGGCCAUCCUAGAGUCCCAGGGGGUGUACUCCCUGACCCCCACGGGCAAAAUCAGGCCGGGAAUGCCCACAGUCAGGGUCCCAGAUUUUGUCGUACACACGGGGAAUGUCACCAUAACAACACCGGAAAUGUUUGCUAAACUUGGAGCUGGUAUAAUUAUCAUACCCAUCAUAUGUCUAAUUGAAGCGAUGGCUGUCGGGAAGUAUUUUGCCCGAGUCAACCAGUACAAGCUGGACCCCACCCAAGAGCUCUACUCCUAUGGGGUGGGGAACAUCAUCACGGCCUUCUUCCAGGGGUACACAGUCACAGGGACGUUCUCCAGGACAGCCAUCAACGCCCAGUGUGGUGUCAAGACCCCCCUUGGUGGUGUCCUCACUGGAAUCAUCGUCAUCAUCUCCCUGUUUUUCCUGACCCCCCUCUUCUACUACAUCCCCAAAUGUGCUCUGGCCGCCGUCAUCAUAGCCGCUGUCUUGGCCAUGGUGGACUUUAACACUAUCAAGAUGAUCUACAAGGCCAACAAAAUGGAUCUAAUACCUUAUGCACUGACAUUCAUCUGCACCUUGGUGAUUGGAAUACAGUGGGGAAUAUUUGUUGGAAUCGGAAUGUCCAUUUUUAUGUUGCUGUACCCGAUUGCACGACCGAAGAUGCUGUUCUCGAGUCAACAAGGAUUUUUUAUCGUUACCCCCCCACCCACGGGCUGAAUUUUCCUGGCGCUGAGUUCCUGGAGAUGAAGGCACUGGACAAGGCGUUAGAAGUGGAGAAGCCACACAACAUUAUCCUGAACAUGGAGCACAUAUCUAACGUGGACUUUUCGGCGGUUCAAGCUCUGAGGUCGCUGAUGGUGGAAUGUGAAUUCCACGGGAUGAAGUUGAUUCUUGCACAAGCACAGAAACGAGUCCGACGACAGUUGAAAUUAGCUAAAAUUAAAGACCUUAUCCUCGUCAAAACAAUACAAGACGCCAUCGAUAAGUUUUCUAAGCCUUCCACAGAUGGUCUGGAGUUUGACAUAGAUCCCCCACCCCCACCCCCAGAUAACGGAGACGACGGAUUUUUCAUGAGCCGGCUCUAGGGACUGCAAAGAUUUCACAAACCACCAAACACAAACCACCAAACACAAAUCACCAAACACAACCCACCAAACACAAGCCACCAAACACAAACCACCAAACACAAACCACCAAACACAAACCACCAACCACAACCCACCAAACACAAACCACCAAACACAAACCACCAAACACAACCAACCUCCAUCAACCGUUACUUGGGCUAGGUCCUACUUCCCGCUAGGACCAGGACAUAAUAAGAUUAUUUUUAUCCUGAUUGAAUAUUGAUCGCUAGUUAAUCUGGGAUCUUCAGGCUAGUGAGGCUAUUGUGGCUAUUGUGUUAUAGAAUCGAACCAGGAGAUUUAUUUUUUAUUUUCUAACCAAUCGAGAUUCACUAACCAAACGAGAUUCAGAAAGCGUCUUUAAAAAAAAAACAUAAAAUAUCUCUUAGUUAUGAUAUUUUGUUUAGAAAUGAU
Molecule: messenger RNA, 2667 nt
Organism: Physella acuta
Lineage: Eukaryota; Metazoa; Mollusca; Gastropoda; Physidae
Product: sodium-independent sulfate anion transporter
Biological process (GO): sulfate transmembrane transport
Cellular component (GO): membrane
Molecular function (GO): secondary active sulfate transmembrane transporter activity
Source: RefSeq, a predicted model, not a curated record